AAGUGUUUUAUUUUUGUGUGUGUGGGAAUGAUGAUGGGUGAGAGAAGUUUGUGUUGGGUGGUAACUUUGUUUGGAGUGUUGUCAGCAGCAGUAUAUAGUUAUAAGUGCGAUUUGUACGAAGGAAGUUGGGUAUACGAUGAUUCAUAUCCAAUGUAUGAUUCAACAAAAUGUCCGCACAUUCGAAAGGAAUACGACUGCAUCAAAUACGGUCGCCCCGACCUUACCUACCUUAAAUUCAGAUGGCAGCCCACCCAUUGUAUCUUACCCAGAUUCGAUGCGGAAGAAUUCUUGAGAAAAAUGAGCGGUAAAAAGAUCAUGUAUGUUGGUGAUUCAGUAAGCUUAAAUCAAUGGCAAUCAAUGGUUUGCCUUCUUCAUGCUGCGUUGCCUUCAGAGGCCAACAUCCAUGAAGAAACUAUUAACUCAACUACAACUGUCACCUAUGAGGAUUAUGGAGUUUCGAUUUCAAUGUUCUUGUCUCAUUACUUGGUAGACAUAACGCAAGAAAAAAUCGGUCGGGUUUUGAAAUUAGACUCCAUUACAGAUGGAGAUGUAUGGAAGGAGAACGACGUGUUGAUCUUCAAUACUUGGCUUUGGUGGUAUCGUCGAGGAGAAAAACAACCAUGGGAUUAUGUUGAAACAGGUACGAAGAUACUUAAGGACAUGGAUCGGAUGGUUGCUUUUCGAGAGGCUUUAACAACUUGGGCAAAUUGGAUCAAUUCCGAUGUAGACACUGUGAAAACCAGAUUGUUUUUCCAAGGAGUUUCUCCAUCUCAUUACAAUGGGGCCGAUUGGAAUGAGCCGGGAGUGACAAAUUGUGGGAAAGAAGCGCUUCCGAUAAGUGGAUCGACGUACAAUGGAGGGUGGCCAAAGGCGGAGAUGGUGGUGGAGCAAGUUUUGAGUGGUGUUAAAAAGCCAGUGUCAUUGCUCAACAUAACAAGAUUGUCUCAAUUGAGAAAAGAUGGACAUCCAAGUAGUUACAAUGCCUUCAGAGGAAUGGAUUGUACUCAUUGGUGUGUUGCUGGGGUUCCAGACACAUGGAACCAGCUUCUAUCUGCUGCUCUUGGUUAAAAUUUAUGACCCAUACAUAUUGAUGAUUAAUGUAUCUCAAAAUUUAAUAUGGUUGUAUUUAUUGGUCAAAAAAUUAAUAUAUACAUCAUUUAUUUGAUUAAAA
Messenger RNA from Lactuca saligna, 1171 nucleotides. The record is from the annotation of a GenBank genome assembly. Lineage: Eukaryota; Viridiplantae; Streptophyta; Magnoliopsida; Asterales; Asteraceae.